UGUGGACGCUCGCAAAGGACAAAGUCUGGAGGCAGCACGCCGUGUGACGGACGAGAAUCUGGCGUCGCGGUCCUUCAUGGACACCAGUCUGAAGCCACUGGCUCGCCUCUUCAUUGAGCUGAUAUCACCUGAAGACGCGGGCGAGUACGGCUGUCGGGUGGACUUUCGCAAGGAGCGCACUCGAAACUCAAUCGUCUACGUCAAAGUCAUCAUUCCACCGGAGAAGCCUCAAAUAACAGACACGAAUGGCGAGCAGUUGCCGUCCGUCAUCGGGCCGUACACCGAGGGCGACCGCCUGUCGCUGGUGUGCGAGGUGGAGGGCGGCAAGCCGACGCCUGCCGUCACCUGGUGGCGAGAGUCGGUCCUCCUCGAUGACAGCUACGAGGCCAUCAGCGGCCCGAAGAACGUCGUCCUCGUGCGCAACCAGCUGACCAUUGGCGCACUGUCGAGGGACCACCAAAUGGCCAGCUUCACGUGCCAAGCAUCUAACAACAACCAGUCGCAGCCGCUCUCCACCACUGUCAGCAUUGAACUAUACU
Molecule: messenger RNA, 539 nt
Organism: Rhagoletis zephyria (snowberry fruit fly)
Lineage: Eukaryota; Metazoa; Arthropoda; Insecta; Diptera; Tephritidae
Source: RefSeq, a predicted model, not a curated record